Molecule: messenger RNA, 3094 nt
Organism: Sycon ciliatum
Lineage: Eukaryota; Metazoa; Porifera; Calcarea; Leucosolenida; Sycettidae
Product: ice-structuring glycoprotein-like
Exons: 1
Source: RefSeq, a predicted model, not a curated record
UCGGCUACCACCACUGCUGCUACCAUCGCUACUACCACUGCUGCUAUCAUCCCCGCUGCUACAGAAGCCGCUACUGCCACCACCGCUGCUACCACCACGUCUGCCACCCACGCUGCUACCACCACUGCUGCGGCUACCACUGCUGCUACUACCACUGCUGCUACUACCACUGCUGCUACUACCACUGCUGCUACCACCGCCACUGCGGCUACCACCACUGCUGCUACCACCACUGCUGCUGCUACCACCACUGCUGCGGCUACCACCACUGCUGCGGCUACCACCACUGCUGCAGCUACCACCACUGCUGCUGCUACCACCACAGAUGCGGCUACCACCACUGCUGCUGCUACCGCCGCCGUUGCUCUCACCGACCUUGCUGCUGCUGCUGCCACUGGCACCACCACCGUUGUUGUCCCCGUUACUGCUGCAUAUACCGCUGCUGCUGUCAAUGGUACUUGUGCCACCCACUCUGCUUCCACCGCUGCGGCUACCACUACUGCUGCUACCACCACCGCCGUUGCUCCCACCGUCGUUGCUCCCACCACGGUUGAUUCCACCACUGUUGCUUCCACCGUUGCUCCCACUACCCUUGCUCCCACCACUGUUGCUCCCACCACGGUUCCUCUCACCACCAUUGCUCCCACCACCGUUGCUCCCACCACCGUUGCUCCAACCACCGCCGUUGCUCCCACUACCGUUGCUCCCACCACCAUUCCUCUCACCACGGUUGCUCCCACCACCAUUGCUCCCAUCGCAGUUGCUUCCACCACCGUUGCUCCCACCACCGCCGUUGCUCCCACAACCCUUGCUCCCACCGCCGUUGCUUCCACCACCGUUGCUCCCACCUACCCCGUUGCUCCCACCGCCGUUGCUCCCACCACCGUCGCUUCCACCACCGUUGCUCCCACCACCACUAUUGCUCCCACCACCGCUGCGGCUACCACUGCUGCUGCUACCACUGCUGCUGCUACCACCGCUGCUGCUACCACUGCUGCUGCUACCACCGCUGCUGCUACCACCACUGCUGCUACCACCGCUGCUGCUACCACCGCUGCUGCUACCACUGCUGCUGCUACCACCGCUGCUGCUACCACUGCUGCUGCUGCCACUGCUGCUGCUGCUACCACUGCUGCUCCUACCACCGCUGCAGCUACCACUGCUGCUGCUACCACGGCUGCUGCUACCACUGCUGCUGCUGCCACUGCUGCUGCUGCUACCACUGCUGCUACCACUUCUGCUCCUACCACCGCUGCUGCUACAACCGCUGCUGCUGCUACCACCGCUGCUGCUACCACUGCUGCUGCUCCCACCGCUGCUGCUACCACCGCCUCUGCUACCACCGCUGCUGCUACCACUGCUGCUGCUACCACCGCUGCUGCUACCACUGCUGCUGCUACCACUGCUCCUGCUACCACCCCUGCUACUGCUAUCACCGCUGCUGCUACCACUACUGCUGCUACCGUCGCUGCUGCUGCCACUACUCCUGAUGCCACUGCUGCUGCUCCCACCAUCGCCAUUGCACCCACCACCGUUGCUGCCACCACCAAUGCUCCCACCGCCGUUGCUCCCACUACCGUUGGUUCCGCCACGGUUGCUACCACCAUCAGCGUUGCUCCUACCGCCGGUGCACCCACCACCAUUGCUCCCACCGCCGUUCCUCCUGCCACUUUUCCUCUCACCACCGUUGCUCCAACCACCUCCGUUCCUCCCGCUACCGUUUCUCCCACCACCCUUGCUGCUGCUGCCACUGCCACCACCCUUGCUGCUGCUGCCACUGCCACCACCCUUGCUGCUGCUGCCACUGCCACCAUCGCUGUUGUUUCCCCUGUUCCUGCUGCCAACACCGCUGCUGUUGCCACUGGUGCUUCUGCCACCCACACUGCUACCAUACCUGCUGCUGCCACCGCAGCUGCUACCACCUCUGCUGCUACCACUGCUGCUGCUACCACUGCUGCUGCUACUACUGCUGCUGCUACCACCGCUGCUGCUACCACUGCUGCUGCUGCCACCGCUGCUGCCAUCACCGCUGCUGCUACCACUGCUGCUGCUACCACUGCUGCUGCUACCACCGUUGCUUCUACCACCACUGCUGCUACCACUGCUGCUACAUCUCUGCUGCUACCACCGCUGCUGCUACCCGCGCUGCUGCUACCACUGCUGCUGCUACCACCGCUGCUGCUACCACUGCUGCUGUUAUCACCGCUGCUACUACCACCGCUACUGCUACCACUGUUGCUGCUACCACCGCUGCUGCUACCACUGCUGCUGUUACACCUGCUGCUGCUACCACUGCUGCUGCUACCACUGCUGCUGCUACCACUGCUGGUUCUACCACCGCUGCUUAUACCACUGCUGCUGCUACCACCGCCGCUGCUACCACCACCACUGCUGCUACCACUGCUGCUGCUGCUACCGCUGCUGCUACUACCACUGCUGCUGCUACCACCGCUGCUGCUACCACCGCUGCUGCUACCACCACCGCUGCUGCUAGCACUGCUGCUGCUACCACCGCUGCUGCUACCACUGCUGCUGCUACCACCGCUGCUGGUACCACUGCUGCUGCUACCACUGCUCCUGCUACCACUGCUGCUGCUACCACUGCUGCUGCUGCCACUACUCCUGAUGCCACUGCUGCUGCUCCCUCCACCGCCAUUGCUGCCACCACUGUUGCUCCCACCGCCGUUGCUCCCACUACCGUUGGUUCCGCCACGGUUGCUACCACCAUCAGCGUUGCUCCCACCGCCGGUGCACCCACCACCAUUGCUCCCACCACUGUUCCUCCUACCACUUUUCCUCUCACCACCGUUGCUCCAACCACCUCCGUUCCUCCCGCUACCGUUUCUCCCACCACCCUUGCUGCUGCUGCCACUGCCACCAUCGCUGUUGUUUCCCCUGUUUCUGCUGCCAACCCCGCUGCUGUUGCCACUGGUGCUUCUGCCACCCACGCUGCUACCAUAGCUGCUGCUGCUGCCACCGCAGCUGCUGCCACCGCAGCUGCUACCACCUCUGCUGCUACCACUGCUGCUGCUACUACUGCUGAUGCUACCACCGCUGAUGCUACCACUGCUGCUGCUACCACUGCUGCUGCUAC